Molecule: messenger RNA, 2224 nt
Organism: Anoplophora glabripennis (Asian longhorned beetle)
Lineage: Eukaryota; Metazoa; Arthropoda; Insecta; Coleoptera; Cerambycidae
Exons: 11
Coding region: 44-2224 (726 amino acids)
Biological process (GO): lipid metabolic process
Molecular function (GO): lipase activity
Source: RefSeq, a predicted model, not a curated record
AGGCGUCUUCUCUUUCGGACCUUGUAGAAUUGUUUAUAAUCCGAUGUGUCCUGAUCCCGAUGUAACGUUCUACCUCUAUACCCGAUUCAAUCCCGAGCAUCCAGAGCAAAUUAGCGUUGGUUUGGAACGCAAUAUUUCAAAUUUAAUGGACACGGCUUUCGACCCAUCUAAACCAUCCAAGAUUGUCAUACACGGAUACAAUUCAAACAUGCAUUUAAGUGCCCUGGAGGAAAUAAGAAAAGAAUAUGUAAAAACGAGAGAUUUCAACGUUUUCGCGGUCGACUGGAGUCCCUUGAACCGUUCUCCCUGCUACAUCGGCGCAUUGAUAAAUGUCAGACAUGUCGGGACUUGUACUGCGCAGCUAGUCCAAAGAAUUAGGGAGUUAGGAGGAACUGAUAUACACGUAAUAGGUUUUAGUUUAGGUGCCCACAUAACAAACUACAUGGCUAUCGCUCUUCGUCCUUACAAGUUACCAAGGAUAACAGGACUGGAUCCGGCAUUCCCUGGCUUCAUAACUCCUGUGUUAGAUGAUAAGUUGGACAAAUCCGACGCUGAAUUUGUGGAUGUGUACCACACGAAUGCCUUCAUGCAGGGGAAAGUGGAGGAAAGCGGCCAUGUUGACUUUUAUAUAAAUGGAGGGGUCAUCCAACCUGGUUGUUGGGCGGAAAGAAGAUUUUUCGCCUGCAAUCAUCAUAGGGCACCCCUCUACUACGCGGAGUCUGUCAACACCGAAAAGGGUUUCUUUGGAUGGCCCUGCCCCUCCUACCUCCAAUACCUCCUAGGCAGAUGCCCCCCAAAAGAUCCUCAAAUCAUGAUUGGCGAGUUCAUCAGUCCCCACGCUCGUGGAGUGUACCUAGUCAUAACCGAGUCCGUGUCUCCUUACGCCGUGGGCAAGUACGACGGACCAGCCAUCGAGAUUCUCCUCAAAUCGGACAGAGACAGGUCGAAAAUCCUGAACAAGUACAAGAAGGAGAUCCUGGAAUACAUCGACGAGGAAUAUGUGAUAGAACAGCUCUACAAAAAGCAAGAGAAGGAUGUGCGGAUAAAUUCUAAGCUGGCUGAAGACGUGUUGCUGUAUGACGUCACUGACUUUAUUAAUAUAUUUAUAGACUGCAACAAUGGCAGGACAGCGAUAAGUAUAAAAUAUAUAGCAACUUUGAUCAACAACGGCAAAUGCUUAGAAUUUAGGUUACCAGAAAUCACUAUACGCUUGGGCCUGCUGAAUAUUUAUGAUCUGAUUUUUCUAGCAUAUGGAACUUACAAUAGGAGCAUCUUGAUGGAAAAAUAUCCAGAUUUAGGAAACAAUUUUGUAAUUUUCCCUGAUGAAGAAAAUGGGAAUCAGUUGGGGUAUUUGGAUCCUCCAGCUGGACCCAACAGAUUAUUUGGCAUUGGAAAUAACGUAGAAGAAGAUGUUACCUUCACAUUAUACACAAGGCAAAAUCCCGAGGGGAUCGAGUUGAAAAAUUUUACAGAUUUUUCAAGACAUAUAGACACAUCUAAGAAAACUGUGUUCGUGACUCAUGGGUGGAUGUCUAGUGGGAAGAAAGAUAAUUGCAUUAUCAUAAAGAAUGGCUAUUUGGAAGCCUCCGAUGUUAAUGUGUUUAUUGUUGAUUGGAGCGCCAUUGCAGGAAAUAUAUUUUAUGUAUUCCCAAUGGGACGUACGAAAGACGUUGGGGAUUACUACUCACGCUUCCUGAACUACUUGGUCAAUGAUAUGAAUAUGGAUCCCAAAGACUUUCAUCUCAUUGGCCACAGUUUGGGCGCUCACGUAUCUGGGUUUGCUGCAAGAGGCUUAAUUAAAGGAAAAGUUGGUAGAAUUACAGGUUUAGAUCCUGCUUUACCAGGGUUCGACGCAGGAUUGAUGAAGGAAGGUCGGUUAAACACAAAUGAUUCUGACCUUGUAGACGUAAUACACACAUGCGCUGGUUUCCUUGGACUAAAACAACCAAUUGGUCACGUAGACUUCUACCCUAAUGGAGGAGGACCUCCUCAACCUGGUUGUUCAGUCACGGAAGCAUGUAGUCAUAGCAGAAGUUGGAAGCUAUAUGCUGAAAGUAUAACCUUAAAGCAACCUUAUAUGGCGUCUAGAUGUGAAUCCUUUGAAUUGCUUUUCACAGGAAAGUGUAAUGGAACAAAUAUACCAAUGGGAUAUUCAACACCUAAUGGUGCUGAUGGGGUGUACUAUAUAGAAACGACUGGAGAAGAACCGUAUAUUAAUUUGUAG